This is a messenger RNA of Akanthomyces muscarius, 936 nucleotides long. RefSeq lists its product as uncharacterized. The record is from RefSeq and is a predicted model, not a curated record. NCBI's taxonomy places the organism in Eukaryota, Fungi, Ascomycota, Sordariomycetes, Hypocreales, Cordycipitaceae. The transcript has 2 exons. Bases 1 to 936 code for a protein of 311 amino acids.
AUGAGCGACUCUCCUCUCUGUCCCGCAUGGAUCUAUUCUGCCACCUCCAAUGUACACCGCGCCAAAGAUAAGUCCUGGUUUGGCGCUGAUUACCAGCCCAUCAAGAGCUCACUGGGACCACACAACGUGAGCUCAUCACUCCACGACGCCGUCCUCGGAAUCGGCACGGUUGAGAUUCUCGUGAAGCGCCGACCAGACGCGCGAGGAGCACAAGGCCACGGAGUGCUCCGACUCCGCAACGUUCUGCACGUACCCAGCUGCAUCUGCAACGUGAUCGGGACACCCGUCACCAAGGAAUAUGUCCUGCGAGCAGCUUCCAGCGGCAUCUGCGAAAUCUCGGACAAGAAGGGCAAGGCCGCCGGAUACUUCUAUAAGCUGGACCUGCCAGGCCAGUUGCUGCAGCUUCGCCUCAGCGGCCCCCCGGUCGGACCAAGAGUUGGCCCUUCACCGUUCCAGCCACAGCAUAAGUAUAAGAUUUGUGCGUGGUGGCAUGAGGAUCAUCGCCAGCUCACGAUGCGGCAGCUGGCCAAGCGCGCCAAGAAGCUCCCUCGGCCCGGUGUCGCUGCCUUUGACAACGAGGAGCGAGCUUGGAUGAAGAGGGAGCACGGAAGCGUGUGGAAGUUCAUGAGGGCCUUUGGACUCAAAGGUAACAGUGAAGAAGACGCCGAGAAGGCGCGGCAAAUUAUCCGGUCGAACACGGCACCGGAUAUGGCCGACACACUGGGCACGGACGCAUCGGUGGUGGAAAGCAACGCCUUGGUUGCUCAGGCGAACAAGUACCUUGGAGCCAAGGAGCUCGGUUGGAUCAUCAUAAACUACGGCGAUGUGCUCUCGUUUAUGGUGAGCUUGCGUCUCAAGUUCUCGGAUGCUAGGGACGGGCUCAAGGCCAAGAAGAUCGCCGCCAUUUUGAUGGCCCCAGAUGCUGACAAAGGCUAA